Molecule: messenger RNA, 957 nt
Organism: Peniophora sp. CBMAI 1063
Lineage: Eukaryota; Fungi; Basidiomycota; Agaricomycetes; Russulales; Peniophoraceae
Source: the annotation of a GenBank genome assembly
AUGUUCUCUUCGGCGCUUCCCGUUACCGUCUCCCUCGCCCUCGCCGGCCAGUCCCUCGCAGCUACCUAUAAGCUCGCUCACUCGACGGAAGGCAAUGCUUUCUUGACCGACUUCAAUGUUAUCAGCGAGCCCGAUCCAACCGCCGGUCUUGUCGAGUAUGUUACACUCGCAGAUGCGCAGAGCUUGGGUCUCGUCUCCGUAGUCGACGGGAACUUCCGUACAAAGGCCGACGACACAACCGUUCUCACUGGCGGUGCCGGUCGCAAGUCCGUGCGUAUGGAGUCGAUCGCUACAUACGACACACAUGUCACAGUUUGGAACGUCAAUCACAUGCCCACAGGAUGUGGAACUUGGCCAGCCUUAUGGGAGUAUGGAGCCAACUGGCCAUACACUGGCGAGGUUGACAUCUUGGAAGGGGUGAAUGACCAGGGUCCCAACUCCAUGACUUUACACACGGGUCCCAGCUGCACGAUGCCUACUUCGCAGACCAUGCUCGGUACAUUCAAAGCUGGCGAGACGAACUGUGAUUCGUCUCCGACUGGCCCGGGCACCGGCUGUAGUGUCUCCUCGGGCGUGUCCAAGUCGUAUGGCGCCGACUUCAACGCCAACGGCGGUGGAUUCUUCGGCAUGGAGCGCACGGCGGAUUUUGUCAAGGUUUGGUUCUGGCCUAGGGGCGCCACCACCCCCUCUGAUGUUAGCGGAGGUGCUGACUCUGUGAACACGGACAAUUGGGGCACACCUGACUCUUACUUCCCCAACACGAGCUGCGAUAUUGACGCUGAAUUCGGUCCCCAUUGGCUGACUAUUGACUUGACGUUCUGCGGCUCUUGGGCUGGUCUCUCCGAUGUCUACGCUGCAUCUGGAUGCCCUAGCACCUGUAACGACUACGUUAGCAAUAACCCGUCGGCGUUCUCGGAUGCAUACUUCGAGCUGCCUUGGGUCAAGGUGUAUCAGUAA